Dinoponera quadriceps is the source of this 3702-nucleotide messenger RNA. RefSeq lists its product as uncharacterized. The transcript has 10 exons. Bases 1 to 3702 code for a protein of 1233 amino acids. The record is from RefSeq and is a predicted model, not a curated record. NCBI's taxonomy places the organism in Eukaryota, Metazoa, Arthropoda, Insecta, Hymenoptera, Formicidae.
AUGGCGAACGAUAGUUGGAAGAUGUGGCGGCCGCUUAUCUACACACGAUCGAUCGAUCGCACCGGUGAAAAGAACAGCAAGUAUUUACCCACCGGAGGUAAAAUUAUCUUGAUUCUAAGCAGAUGUGUACCACCGGACAUCUCCGAGGAAACUUUACUGUUAGGUGGAGAAUACAAUGAUUUUCUUAGACGAGCACUCUUUAAUAUUAAGCCAGUCAAUCUAAUAGCGGAGUCGAAAUAUAGCGCUCUUGACAAUUUCGUCCGGACGAGAUAUUCUUACAAUUACUAUUUAAAUUAUCGCUUCAUCCAUUUCCUCCGAAAAGCGCACCGUUUCAUAUUGGUGACGUCCUCGCAGUCGCACCUGCGAUCUAUUCUGCAGAGAACAAAAGACUCGCCGUGGGCGAACGCGGACGGAUUUUACAUCCUGAUCGACAGGCAGACCGCAAAGCGAGGCUGUAUAAACGCCCGGUCGUACCUCUGGACGGCUUGGGAAUACGAUUUGCUUUCUGUCGUGUUCAUAUGCAUCGAUCCGGACGACGGGAUCGUCCAUUACACGUUCAAUCCGUUUUCGAGCCACAUGACGAAAAACUGGCACGAGGUGGACAGACUCAAAGGACGAUAUGACCAUCCUUGGAUAAUGUUCAAGAAAACAUUCGUACGCGAUGACGACAUGUGCAAGGACCUGGACUUCGACAAAGUGGCGAAUCUGAACGGCUACGUGAUUCGAUUGAACGCGGUUUCGAUGGCGCCGUUCUUGAAAAUCAAUCCGACCAAGGAAGGCCUGGAUAAAUUCUCCGGUGAAAACGCCGAGGUCAUCAAGACGCUUUUUCGCAAGCUGAAAGCGUCCCCCUAUAUCGAUAUUUACAACGGCACCACCUACGAUCUCGGCGGUAUAAAGCCCAAUGGCACUUUGUUCGGGAUGUUGACCAGCGUGGGCGAUGGGCAGGUAGACAUGGGCAUGAAUACGAGAUCCUUGUUGGUACUGUGGAAGUUCAGGUACACUUACCCUCACACAAGGUCGGGUCUUUGCGUGAUAUCGCAGCCGAAUCAACAAAUUUCGGAGUUCACCAAACUAAUGACGUUUCUGAAGCCGCCGGUGAUGGCGGGGGUCUUCGUAAUCUGUCUGCUUACCUACGCGAUUUUCACAUGGAACGAGGGUUACGGCGAGGCCGCGCUUGAGUUGUUAAGGCUCCUGAUCUGCGUGGCAAUUUUGCACCCGCCGAGAAUCAAUUCCGUCCGGAUUUUCUUGUGUACGGUGUUCAUUCUGUUCCUGAACGUGAACUCCUUGUUCCAAAGUCGCUGGUCGUCCCUGCUCACCGUACCGGUCUUUUACAGCACCGUCGACAGCUUGGAUAGUAUUAAGAAACACGAAUACAAGAUAUACGGGCCGGACAUUCUGAAAGACUUUUUGAGCGACAACGUGCUCCAGUCGCGCUACGUCGCGGUGAGCAACAACCACGUGUGCAAACAUUUCGUGAAGAAUUCGACGGACGCCGUGUGCGCCGGCGAUUGCUAUCAUUUGUACUACAGGAUCCGCAACGACGAUCUGUACAAGUCGAAGAACUUGCGCGACAUGACGCUGGCGUACGUCACUCGCGAGAACUGGCCGUUGUUCAGACCAGUGAACAACGCUAUCCAGCAGAUGGUGCAGUGCGGCUUGAUCGGCAAGUUUCGACGAGACGGGCUCAGAAAGAUCAAGAGAGAAAGGAUGAGGAGAAGAACGAAGACGAAGAAGAGCUACAAUGUGAUGCUGCUGUCGCAGCUUGCUUUCAGCUUCUACAUCCUCGGUAUUGGAUACACCUGCGCCACCAUAGUCUUCGCAGUGGAGCUGUUGCUCGGCACACCAGUCGAGAGUUACCAUUUCCACGUGAAGAUUUCGAUGACAUUAGCACGAUGGAAGUUUAUUCUCUUUUCAACGGUUGUGAAAUAUUCAUACCAGUCUUUAACGUACGCGCCCGCUAAACUCACGGAAAAGGAUAUUAUGCUCGGAAGACUGGACACGAUAUUAAGCAACUGCUUGGCUGACGAAAUGAAUUACAUCGGUCUCCUCGGAGACGCCGAAAUCCCCGGAAGUUGGUCCUCCGGCUUUAUGAAAACCACCCCGACGAUCAGACUGAGAAUUCCCGUCGCGAGUCUCGACAAGCCGUUUUAUUCGUGGAGCACACACCACGACUGUUCCGCCCGAUACGACAAACUGCACGCGUUCGUCUUGUUUAUUUCGUCCCCAUCGAGCCUGAGACGUGUGGUCGAGAGAUUAAUGGGAUCGGUAUGGUGGAAUCCUUGGGCGUUUCACGCUAUCAUCCACACGAGGGAGAACACCUGCCGGCAGCCGGAAGCUUAUUUGUCGGCCGCCUGGAACUCGGAUCUCGAAUCGAGCGUGUUCUUCUGCGUCGAUCCCGACGAAGGCCACGUGGCGUACACUUACAAUCGCUAUGGAAAUCCAGCGCCCAGGAUCUGGUACACGGUCGAGUCUUCCGUCGACGAGGAGAAUCGUACCUGGGACGUGUUGAAGCACAAACUUCAAAGUACGGACAGCACAGCCUGCGAGGAUCUACAUUUCAACAAGAAGAUUAAAGUAGGCGGCUACGGAAUCAAGUUGGUGGGUGUUAUCUCUCCUCCGAAUCUCUCUUUCGACCCUCAGAAAAAGGGCUUGGCGAAGUACGGAGGCCUGAACGGUUUUAUUCUGAAUACGCUGAUAACCAAGAUGAACGCUACUAUGUCGGUGAGGAUGCUCGACAACAAAACUAGGAUUCACACGUUGCUACGAAACGUGACAGCCAACGAAUACGACAUGUUGAUGAACGCGCAAUACAUCUUCGACAAGCGGAAUUAUACAAUGACCUAUCCUCAUGUGGAUUCAGGAAUAAGUACGCUCAGUAGACCGAGCGGUUUCGACUCCAACGAAAUGAAGAUCCUGAAAUUCAUGAACCCACGGCUGAUAGCCGGCAUCCUGCUAGCCUCCAUCCUCACCGUGCUCGUCCUCGGUAUAUUGGCCGGUCUAGGAUUAAGCUCGGCUUGUCUCGAAGUCGUACGGAUCAUGGUCAACUCGUCCGUCCUACGUUUCCCCCAACGGGCACCGUUGAGAAUCUACCUGAUCACGGUGAUCCUCCUGUUUCUGAUCACCGGCUCGACCUUCCAGAGCAGCCUGUCGUCCAUACUGACCUCGUCCACGUCGAAACCCGAUAUCGACAGCAACACUGCGCUCAAGAGAGCCGGCUAUCCCAUCUACGCGUUCGCCGGCUACAGGGACGCAAUCCCCGACCCGGUGCUGCGAUUGCGCGUCAGGGAAACUGACAGACGGGAUUGCAGUGGAUACGUGAUCGAGUAUCCCGACACGGUGUGCGUGGCAGAUCGCUCGAGGCUGAUGAGGAUCGCCUUCAAGAACGAGCUGCACAUCUCGAAGCACCGGAUAACCAAUCUGUACAUGGGCUACGUGACGCGUCCUAAUUUUCCGCUGGCCAUGAGGAUCGGCAGGGUACUGAUGUCGAUGUCUCAGGGCGGUUUGAUCAGUCACUGGCAGGAGCGGACGGUGGCCGUGUACAAAAACCGGUGGGCCAUGAAGGCGUACGAGAUGAAGACGAAGCGGUAUCGCACGAUGAACACGAGCGACUUGCUGUUCGCCUUUUACGUAUUGUUUCUCGGACUUGGCGUCUCCGUCGUGAUGUUUCUGGCGGAGUUGUCGGUCGUGCUCUGGAGAAGAUAA